CGCAAAGUCCAAUAAAUAUUCGGGAAAAUAAGAAUGUUUUUAGGUUUAUAGAGUUGAUUCUGUCGGGUGCACAGGCCCAAAAUGAGAAGCGAUAAAUAUGUACUAAAAUACGGAGAAGCGAUAUACAUUUUAAAAUAUUAAACUUGUCUCAUUUCCAUAAAUUCUAUUUUGCAAACUUCAGUUUUAGCGAUGAUGCCUGGCUAGUUAGCGCGAUGGCUAUGCUAAGCUAGCUACGUAGCUAUUGUUGGGGAAGCUUGGCUGACUACGAGCGUUAACGUCACUCGAAAACGAUCAAAGUUCAUAUUCUCGAAUGCUAUUGCAUUUUUUGUUGUUGACCUGGUGGUAUUCUGCGUACUGAAAGCGACACUAUGUAGCUAAGUAAUUAUGUGAUUAGUUAACUGAGGCAGUGGGUUAGCAAAUAGCUAUCUAUCAUUCAAAGUGUCCACAUUGUGAGAGAACAAUCCAUUUGAUUGUCGCUCACUUGAAAUGUCUGAUUUGACUUGUUUCAAUGCUGGCCUGAUCAUCAGAGGUCUCCUUGUUUACAACCACCAAAAAAAACUACUGUCACUGAUAUAAAUGUUUACGUCGGCGUUAGCCAACGAGGAGCCAGUACCCUCCGUUGGGAGUACGAGCCCAGGAGGUUCAGCAGAGGACCAUGAGUUUGAUCUUUCAGCAGAUAUGCUCGUCCACGACUUUGACGACGAACGCACACUGGAAGAGGAGGAGAGGCUCGAGGGAGAGACCAACUUUAGCAAUGAGAUCGACGACCUUGCCCGGGAGGGAGAGAUGCCCAUUCAUGAGUUGUUGAGUAUGUACGGAUGUGGCGGCGGUUCACCUGCAGAUGGAGAGGAUGAAGAAGAGGAGGAGGAAGACUUUGAGGAUGAAGAGGAGUUGGAGGAUGAGGAAGAGGAGGAAGAGGAGGAUGUGGACAAUGAUGAAAGCAGUAGAAACACUGGCGAGCUGAAGAGGAAUAAGACCGAGAGGGUGAAGAUCUCGUCAGGAAUGGGGAACGAGAACCAGUUGUCCAGCGAGGGUCGCACGCGCUCCGUCAAAUCCCACGGCAAGGCAGAGCUGAUACGCGGAUCACAGACCCUCAAGUACUUCGAAAAUAAGGAUGCAGAGGAAGAGUCAGAAGAAGAUGAAAAUUAUGUCCCUUCUGAGGAUUGGAAAAAGGAAAUCAUGGUUGGGUCCAUGUAUCAGGCUGAAACACCGCCUGGCCUUUGUAAAUAUAAAGACUAUGAGAAAGUAUAUGAAAACGAUGACCAGCUUUUAUGGGACCCCGAGUUCCUUCCCGAGGGCAAGGUUGUGGAGUUUUUAUCUCAGGCGUCAAAACGAACAGGAGAGGAGAAAGGAGUGGAUGCCAUCCCUGAGGGAUCCCAUAUCAAAGACAAUGAGCAGGCACUUUAUGAGUUGGUCAGGUGUGAAUUUGACACAGAGGAAGCUUUAAGAAGACUGAAGUUUAAUGUGAAGGCAGCUAGAGAAGAGCUGUCUGUGUGGACAGAAGACGAAUGUAGAUAUUUUGAGCAAGGACUAAAAGGUUAUGGGAAAGACUUUCAUUCAAUACAAGCCAACAAGGUGAGAACUAGGUCAGUAGGAGAAUGUGUGGCCUUUUAUUACAUGUGGAAGAAGUCUGAGCGUUAUGAUUUCUUUGCACAGCAAACCAGGCUGGGGAAAAGGAAAUACAGCCUGCACCCUGGGGUCACGGACUACAUGGACCGGCUGCUGGACGAGACGGAGAGCGCCACAUCCAGCCGGGCGGCCUCGCCCCCUCCCACCACCUCCAACAGCAGCACCAGCCACUCUGAGAGGGAGGACGGAAGUAGCAGCCACAAUGGUUUAGUGAGUCACAACUUGGGCUCGGGAGAAGCUUCCCAGUCAUCCACGGUGGCGAACGAAGUCAAAGCAGAAUCAGUCCAGUUCAACGGGCUCACCUCCCCCCACCCCUCUCUGGAUGCUCUCCCUCCUCCCACCACCUCGGACAAUGAGUCCAGUGGCUGCGAGGCAGUGGCCGCCACUCCCAGCCACGACAGGAACGGCUCCCUGGAGCCCCAUUGUGGCAACCGUCACUAUGAUGACAGGCCGGCCAAGAGGUGCCGGACAGAGGCGGAGCCACCAGAACCCUCCAGAACAUUGACGACCCUCCAGCAAGAGGACAAAUGAUAAUGAUGACCCCUUCUCAGAGAGGUCAAAGCGCACAGAACCAAACCUAAAAAAAAUAACAUGGUUGUAUUCAUUAGUGCACACCGCAGCAAAACGUUUUGCAACAGAAAAAUAAAACUAGAUUUUCUUAUUGGACAAGUUCAGGUAGUCCAUCCCUGUUGGUCUGUUUUUUUUUCUCGUUUCGGGCCUAGUGAAUACGACCUAUACCAACCAACCAAACACGGCUGGGCCACACCAGCAAACGGAGGGAAGGCAGCGGCCUGAUUGUAAAGGGGCACAACAUACAGCCCUGCCUCAUCCCCCAUCCAGCAAAACCUCGUCCCCCAUCCAGCAUAACCUCCAACGCUCCACACAUCCAAAGUACCACAGUUCCUGAACCCCUCCCUUCCCCCUAUCUGCUACCACCUCAUUAUAAUUCACGCUGAUUCUUCUACUCAAUCUCCUUAUUCACUUUUUUGGAGACCGAUCUCGAAGAUUUCUACGGAAAGAAAAUGUUUUUUCCCCUAUUUGUAUUAGAAUUUUAAAAAUCUCCUGUGGUAUUUUUUUACUUGAAAAAUAUGUAUAUAUUUUUUCAAUAAAUGUACUAUGAUUGAUGGGUAUUUUGCUUUCCAAGCCAUUUGAAACAAAGAAAUGAAAGGGGCGAUGUUGCGGGUCUAGGUCUUCGACGGGACGAUCGAUAUGCAGGCAGAUUGGCGCUGUUGCAGGCACACUAAAGCCUCGUUUUUACCUGGCGCUAACAUACAUUCUUUAUUCUGAUCUUGUCCACAUUCAGAUUGUGGCCAGAUUUUCAGAUAUGCAUCUACACAUAGUAUUAAAAUGGGAUAAUGAUUUAAACGUUUUCACUGUCCAGAUCUGUCUACACUUUAAGAUAUCCAAACACAAUGGGUGCCUGACUCUCUCCGGAGGUGGUCAGGAAGAUCUGAUCACAAUCUGUCUUUUAAUCAUCUACAGCUGUCCAAAAAAUGUUGGCACAAUCAGAAUGUGGACAAGAUCACAGCAUACCACCCUGCAUCCCACUGCUGGCUUACCUCUGAAGCUAAGCAGUGUUGGUCCUGGUUGGGAGACCAGAUGCUGCUGGAAGUGGUGUUGGAGGGCACUCUUUCCUCUGGUCUAAAAUAUACCAACGCCCCAGGACAGUGAUUGGGGACAUUGCCCUGUGAAGGGUGCAGUCUUUCGGAUGGGACGUUAAACGGGUGUCCUGUCUGUGGUCAAUAAAGAUCCCAUGCCAAUUAUCGUAAAAGUAGGGGUGUUAACCCUGGUGUCCUGGCUAAAUUCCCAAUUAGACCCACAUACCAUCAUGGCCACCUAAUCACCCCCAGCUUCCAAUAGGCUCAUUUGUCCCCCCUCUCCCCUGUAACUAUUCCCCAGGUCGUUGCUGUAAAUGAGAAUGUGUUCAGUCAACUUACCUGGUAAAAUAAGGGUUAAAAUAAAAUUCCGGACUGAUUGUGAUCUGAGAACCAGGUAUAAACGGGGCUUAUGUUGCGCUUUCACCCUUUGUUUUCUUUCUUUGGUGAUCGAGUGGAGAGAAAGCAACACUGCUGCAUGACAUCAUUGCUUAUUUGAAACCUGUGGUGUGUUCAGUUCGAUUGAAGUUUGCUAUGUUGCGUAACGGUUUGUACUGAACGACACGUUUCCCCAAAAACAUUCCAAUGUUCUUUGAAUGGACUUUGAGGUACGUUUGCUCCGUUUGGUGGGUGUGGCUUGAAGCAAUGGGGGACAUAUUUAACGAGCAGCGGACAUGCUGAUCCCCAACCUCUUGUUUUUUUUUUGUUGAGCUGGCCGUUCAGAACAGCACCGUUUCUGUUUAAUUGAAUGUUGCACUGUUGUUUUUUUUGUACUGAACGUAGCCCUGACCAUGGAAACAUUUUAAUUGCAAGAAAUGAACUAAUGGGGAGUGUCUGUCCCUGAGGUUUGUGUAAAGUGUCUGACAUCAGUGAUGUCUUGUAUUAUAACUCAUUGGUUAGAACUCUGUAUUUUUAAUAGCCAGCGUUUUCCUAUUGUUUCGUUUCUCUUCUUUUUGCUAGACAGUACUUCUGUGACUUUGUGUAAAGUUUGUAAAGAUUUUCUUGUUCACUUCUUACACUUUUUUGAUAAGUCUCUUUAAUCUGUGUAUUUUACCAUCUUUCUUGUGAGCUUUUGUUAAAGGAUUUAUUUCCUCUAGGUGUUCCCGAUUGGAGCUGUUCUGAAAGUAGUCUUAUUUCUCUGCAUUUCCCUGACCCAUUUGGAAAUGUAUUUGCAGCAAAAAUAUGUUUGAUCACUUGAUAAUGAUUCCAUCUAAAAAGAGAGACGCGGUGUAGUGACACUUUGGUCUUUUAGGUUGAAAACGCUUUUUUAUCGAAAUUGGAGACAAUAUGGUACCAGUAACGUUUCUUGUCACCGGCGAGCUCUCAUUAUUAGGAAUGAAAGAACUGUGAAGAACCUUCAUAAGCUCUCAUUAUUAGGAAUGAAAGAACUGUGAAGAACCUUCAUAAGCUCUCAUUAUUAGGAAUGAAAGAACUGUGAAGAACCUUCAUUAGUUCCAGUGGAGGCUUAGGAACAACGCAUCGGUUUGACAAUUGUGUUACUGUAGCUUUUUCUCUUUUUUUAAUGUCUCAACAUUUUACUUUUGUAAGCUACUCCUGCUUUGGUCUACAUUCACAAAUGGUUUGUAAAACAAAACAAAAAAGCAGUUUUUUUUUUUUUUUUUCUUUAAAAGCACAGCCUCAAAUAAUGUUGAUUUCAAGUAGUUUAUUUGUAUUAUUUUAUUAUGUGCUGUAAGUAGUCAUCUGAAAAUGACAACAUUUAAUAAAAGUGAAGCGUA
Oncorhynchus tshawytscha (Chinook salmon) is the source of this 4960-nucleotide messenger RNA. Its product is annotated as mesoderm induction early response protein 1. Gene Ontology annotation, cellular component: nucleoplasm. Gene Ontology annotation, molecular function: transcription corepressor activity; histone deacetylase binding. The record is from RefSeq and is a predicted model, not a curated record. Gene Ontology annotation, biological process: negative regulation of transcription by RNA polymerase II. The transcript is spliced from 14 exons. NCBI's taxonomy places the organism in Eukaryota, Metazoa, Chordata, Actinopteri, Salmoniformes, Salmonidae. Bases 577 to 2160 code for a protein of 527 amino acids.